Molecule: messenger RNA, 318 nt
Organism: Strongylus vulgaris
Lineage: Eukaryota; Metazoa; Nematoda; Chromadorea; Rhabditida; Strongylidae
Source: the annotation of a GenBank genome assembly
AUGACAGAACAUCGAGAUCCAUAUUCAUUCUACUGGCAGUUGGAUCAGGUAAAGCCCUGGAAUGCCUCACACCCUCAUUUCAUGUUUCUUUAUCUCAAUUCUUUUCAGCAGCGGCGACGUUCCGAAUCUCCAAAACGUCAUCCACCUCCUACAGAUUAUGUGAUUGACGAAGAGGAAGUAAGUCAAAGCUUGAAGAUUUUUUAUUGUAAGCAGGUGUUGCACUUUUUGAAAUUAUUAUUUUUGAAUUUUCUGCUUCUACGAUUCGAAUUUUAUUUGGUCGAAUAUCGAAGUAGCGAAAGAUUCUCUCCAUACAUAUGA